Molecule: messenger RNA, 956 nt
Organism: Gaeumannomyces tritici R3-111a-1
Lineage: Eukaryota; Fungi; Ascomycota; Sordariomycetes; Magnaporthales; Magnaporthaceae
Exons: 4
Coding region: 159-758 (199 amino acids)
Source: RefSeq, a predicted model, not a curated record
CCAUGACGCCAAAGCCGUGCUUCCGUCAUGUGGUAGGGACAAUAUUCCUUCCAUACCAGCAUUCAUUGUGUCAGCGUCUUCAAACACAGUAAUUUGCUGUGGUGAAUAAUAUCUCUCCAUAGUUACCUAUCUAUGUAAUCACUCCCAACCCGCCAGAAAUGGAUCCCAGGCGACAAGACGCGACCUGCGCCGACGUGGACGAGGAGGACCAGACCGCCGCCGCCGUCACGUGCUGCGCCCCGGCGCGCGCGGCGCUCCAGGACCUCACGCGGCCCAUCGACGUCGGCGACUUCGGGGUGCGCCGGCGGACGAGGGGCGGCGGCGGCGGCGGUGGCGACGAGGGCGCCGCCUUUGGCGCCUGGCCCUUCCUGGGCCCCCUGCUGUUCGAGAACCAGACGAGCGACUGCCGCGACCACUGCGCCAACGAGCGGACCUUCCUCUCUUACCUCCGCCUGGCCAUGUUCAUGGCUCUCGUCAGCUCCGCCAUCGUCAUGUCCUUCCACCUCAAGAACGAGCCGAGCGCCAUCGAGCUGCGUAUGGCUAAGCCGCUCGGCCUCGUGUUUUGGGCCCUGUCGGUCGCGUGCCUCGCGCUCGGGCUGGCCAACUACAUCAGGACCGUGAACAAGUACGGCCGCAGGGCAGCGCUGGUCCAAACCGGCUGGAAAACUCAAGGGAUCUUGACAGCGAUUGUGUUUGUGAUAGUUGGGACGUGCGUGACGCUGUUGGUCAUCAACAGGCUCGUCGAAAAUGGCCGGUAGCGAUGGCACCCAUGAUGAGUGCGAUAUACAUGACCCUGCAUUCUACCCACCAGGACGUGCUCGUACCCCCAAGGAAACAAGUAAUUAUGGAAUUAGAAGUACAGCAAGGCAAAGGGUAUCAAGAAAGGUUGAAGCCAACGCAAGUGCCUUUGAAGCACGCCCGUCCUUGAUAAUCACACGUGGUGCUGCUUUCGCGGC